This is a messenger RNA of Iphiclides podalirius (scarce swallowtail), 1014 nucleotides long. Lineage: Eukaryota; Metazoa; Arthropoda; Insecta; Lepidoptera; Papilionidae. The record is from the annotation of a GenBank genome assembly.
AUGACAAGGAAAGUAAGCGAAUGCCAUGAAGAAACUGUCCAGUUUAUGCCAAUAGAGAAAGUAGAAAAAGAAUGUACUGCCGACAAAGAUUAUGGCAGUGGUACUACACUACUCAGACGUGGCAAGAGACUAGAAGAUAAUAACAAUUUAACAAAAGAGGACAUUCUGUAUAUUAACUACAGGCAGCUUCUGAAAUAUGAAGAGGCUCCAGUAUAUUUACAGCAUAAUCCAUUUAUUAGAGAUGGGUAUCGCAAAUUGUUGCCCACCAGACUUUGCUGGGAGAGCAUAUUCUGGUGGACGAACGAGACCAUGAACAUAUGGACACAUAUAUUCGGUUUCUUCCUACUGCUCUUCCUCACAAUAAACGAUCUCGUUAUCAUAAAUAUACACGCCACAUUAACCGACAAGACUGUUGCAGCGAUACUCUUCUCGUGUUUCCUGGUGUGUAUGGCGCUAUCGGCACUCUAUCACACAUUUUCGUGUCGAUCAGAGAACGACUAUAACACCUUUCUUAUGUACGACCUCUUUGGUAUUGCGCUGUCGUUGCUCGCAAUUUACACUUCCGGCGUCUACUAUGCAUUUUGGUGCCAUCACGAGUUGAAGACGUUCUACAUGCUGACGGUGACGGUGAUAUUCUGCGUGGCGAUGGCCCUCCAAGUUCCACGCUUCAACGUGCCCUAUGCGGUCAAGAUGUGUGUGUUCAUUGGCUGGGCGGCCUACGGCGUGCUGCCUACUUUGCACUGGACCUACGUCAUGGGGGGCUUCGACAAUCCCAUGGUCCAGAUGUUCUUCCCCAGAGUGAUUGGAAUGUACGUGAUAAGUGGAACCGCUUUCGUCAUUUACGCCUUCAAGGUACCAGAGCGCUGGUUCCCCGGCAAGGUGGACUACAUCGGGCACUCGCACCAAUGGUGGCACAUACUGGUACUCGGCGCCCUCUACUACUGGCAUAACUCCGCGAUGAUCUACGUGCAGUAUCGAAUGAACCACGGCUGCGCCAACACGAUGCGGAUAUUC